Talaromyces rugulosus is the source of this 1953-nucleotide messenger RNA. RefSeq lists its product as uncharacterized. The transcript has 4 exons. Gene Ontology annotation, cellular component: nucleoplasm. Gene Ontology annotation, molecular function: mRNA binding; N6-methyladenosine-containing RNA reader activity. Bases 1 to 1953 code for a protein of 650 amino acids. The record is from RefSeq and is a predicted model, not a curated record. NCBI's taxonomy places the organism in Eukaryota, Fungi, Ascomycota, Eurotiomycetes, Eurotiales, Trichocomaceae. Gene Ontology annotation, biological process: regulation of alternative mRNA splicing, via spliceosome; mRNA splicing, via spliceosome.
AUGGACGAUGUUCCUCCAGUCCGGUCUCGAGACGGGGUUGCUGAGGAGAAGUUACCAUCCGAUAUAGAAGUGAUAUCGACCAUCAAUAAAACUCGUUCAGGUGGCUCUUCUCAAAUCUUGCAAGAACCUGCAAAGUCAACAUGUCCUGCGAACCCCACCAUUCGACUUUCCGGCGCAGAAUACAACAUAGGAUCGCACCAAUGCGCGCCUCGUCCAAGCCGUGACAAGAUGUCUAUACCACUAAACAUGGCCGACAUGAACCCUGCAUUGCCCCCGUAUCAAGCUACCGGGGUUCCUUUUGGGCAACAGUACGUCCAGGCGCAUCAAUCGCCAGGGAUUAUGUAUCCGGUUCAACACAUGCCCUACAUGGGUCAAACUCCAGGCCAACCCAUGUACAACGUACCCUAUUCGCCAGGAUAUCAGAAUCCGUAUAUGCAGCAACAACCUCAGGGAUACGCAACAUAUCACCCGCCGAAUCCAGCUGCCAAUGCGGGAAUGUAUAGUCCGUCAUAUUACUCGCAGCACCCAUACAACACUAGGUUUGAAACAAACCCAACGGCCUCGAAGGAUUACCACCCCUCUCAAUUGACGCAAGCACCGCCAAAACGAGAGAUAGAGAGACGGGUUUCUGCGGCAAACUAUGAUGUGUCACAAACAAUCGUCGACGGGUCCUCUCCUAUGAAGCCUUCACGGAGAGGUUCUUUGAAUAGUCCGGACGAACAGACAGCAUUGCGAUUGCCCUUCACAGCUACAUCCAGUGCACCACGCGGUCCGCCGCGGAAACCGAAGCAGUCUGGGCAUGCUCUGUGGGUUGGCAAUCUCCCGCCGGCGACGAGUGUGAUUGAUCUCAAGGACCAUUUCUCUCUGGAUGCGACGGGUGAUAUCGAAAGCGUGUUUCUGAUAGCGAAGAGUAACUGCGCAUUUGUGAAUUACAAAGGCGAAGAUGCCUGUGUGGCGGCAGUCACGCGGUUCCAUGAUUCUCGCUUCCACGGUGUGAGGUUAGUGUGUCGGCUGCGGAAGGGAGUGACCGUGCCGGGGUCGAGUCAACCUCCUCCUGCCCAGCCGGCCGUCAACGUCAACAACAACAACACCGCCUUUACAGCCCGCGAGGAUGCCAGCGUGCUGCACUCUGCAGAGGAUGGAGGUGGUCCUGAGAGCCCCGCGCGGAAACGGCCACGAGUGCCUGAGCGAUUCUUUAUUGUCAAAAGCCUUACUGUCGAGGAUCUCGAGGGGAGCCGCCAAAGCGGCGUAUGGGCAACGCAGACUCAUAACGAAGUGACUUUGAACGAAGCAUACGAUUCUGCGGAUAAUGUGUACCUCAUAUUUUCAGCCAACAAGUCCGGAGAAUACUUUGGCUACGCCCGAAUGGCUUCUCCCAUCGUCGAUGAUGGCGAUCUCGCUCGAGAGGCACCAUUGCGUGUCGGGAAUACUCUGGCUGAAACAGACGACCUCGAGGUGAUCUCGACAGAAGCAACGGCGACAGCCCCGAAAGGAAGAAUCAUCGAUGACUCGGUCCGCGGCACGAUAUUCUGGGAAGCUGAUUCAUCAGAGGACGACGAUGAUGAGGAAGAGAAGAGUGUUGGUGAGGAUAACAGCAGCGAUGAUGAUGAUGAUGAUGACGACGAUGAGGAGGGCCCCGGCGUAGAUGGAAAUGUCUCUCGGAGUGAAAAGGGUGUCGUCGAGACACCCGACGAAACCGGGGCCACUGGUGCGCAGUCUCUAGGCAAACCCUUCCGAAUCCAAUGGAUGUCGACGGAUCGUGUCCCGUUUUAUCGUACGCGAGGACUGCGCAACCCCUGGAAUGCCAACCGUGAGGUCAAAAUCGCUCGCGAUGGCACUGAGAUUGAGCCCAGCGUCGGAAGAAGGCUGACUCAGCUGUUUCAUUCCCAUCUUCUUGGGCCAACAACACCGUCAAACGGACUGGCUGGAAUUGGUUUCCAGAGACCGUAUUGA